AUGACAAAUAGGGUUGGGUGUAAGGCUAAAGUGGUGUUUAAGGUCAUUCUUAAUGGUUGCUAUUGUGUGCAUUUUUUUGAGGAACGCCAUACCCAUUCUAUGUGUUCAAUUAUUGCUAAGCAAUUUUUAAAGGUCAAUUGUAAUCUUGAUGCUGGCCAUCAACUUUUUGUUGCAAGUUGUGUUCGAGCAAAUAUUGGUCCUACUCGAUCGUAUAGGUUGUUUAAGGAGAUUGUUGGUGAGUAUUCUAAUGUUGGGGCUACAAGUGUGGACUUUAAAAACUUCAAACGUGAUUUGAUGGCGUACAUUUUAAAUGGUGAUCCUCAAUUGUUCAUAGAUACGUUGUUUAAAAGGCGUGAAUUGUGUGAAGCAUUUGGGUUUGAAUACGAUGUUGAUGAGGGUGAUCAGCUUUCAAGGGUUUUCUUAGCGGACGCAGUAUCUAGAAAGAAUUUUUCUUUGUUUGGUGAUGCUGUUUCGUUUGAUGCUACAUACCGUACUAACAGGUAUAAUUUGGUUUUUGUCCCAUUUACUAGUAUUGAUAAUCAUAAGAGAUGUAUCACCUUUGGUGCUGGGCUGCUUACGAAGGAAGACAUAGACUCAUACGUUUGGAUUUUGGAGAGCUUUAAGAAAAUAAUGGGCCAUGAUCCUAUUUGUGUCGUUACAGAUCAAGAUCCAACUAUGAAGGUUGCCGUUGCUCAAGUGGGAGAGAAGGUUGGACCAGUUUUAUCAAAAUAUGAGGUGUUUAGGAGGAAGUUGAAUGGCAUUGUUUGGGAUAAUUCACUUGAUCCCAAUGCCUUUGAGUUGCGAUGGAAUGAUAUUAUGGAGGAAUAUUGGUUGGGUGAUAGUGGUUGGUUUCGUUACUUGUUUGAGUCCCGUACAUUUUGGGCACCUCUAUACUUUCAUGAUGAGUUUAUGGCCGGUUUGGUUAGGACCACGUCUAGAUCGGAGGCUCAAAAUAGUUUUUUUGGCAGUUUCUUUAAUGGACAUUCUAGUUUGGUUGAGUUUCUGGUGCACUAUGACAGUGCUAUUGGUGCACAGCGGCAUGCCCAAGCAAAAUUGAAUGCUGAUUGUGAAGCUUGUUUUCCAGUUUUGAAGACACCAUUAGCGUUGGAGCGGCAUGCCAUGGUUGUUUACACAAUUUCUAUAUUUUAUGAUGUUCAAGACGAGAUUUUUUCGGCUUGUUUUUCUUGUCUAGUGGUGUCUUUGACUGAUUUUGAUGGUUGCGUGUCAUAUGUGGUAAAAGAUGGUGACCAUAGGACAUGGCAUGUGGAGUUAGCUUUAAAUGAUUAUUGUGCAAGUUGUUCUUGCAAGAUGUUUGAGCGUAUGGGGUUGUUGUGUAAGCAUAUUUUUUUUGUUUUUAAAGAUCGUGGACUUAAGAGUAUUCCUUCUAGGUAUUUGGUGCAUCGGUGGGCAAAGGGUGCAUGUUUGCACCCAAUAUUUCAUAUUGAUGGUACACUUGUUGAUCAAUCUACUAAAGUGGAGAAUGUUAGGGUGCUUACCAAUCUUAUGUAG
Ipomoea triloba (trilobed morning glory) is the source of this 1509-nucleotide messenger RNA. RefSeq names its product protein FAR1-RELATED SEQUENCE 5-like. Gene Ontology annotation, molecular function: zinc ion binding. The coding region runs from base 1 to 1509 and encodes 502 amino acids. Lineage: Eukaryota; Viridiplantae; Streptophyta; Magnoliopsida; Solanales; Convolvulaceae. Gene Ontology annotation, biological process: regulation of DNA-templated transcription. The record is from RefSeq and is a predicted model, not a curated record. The transcript is spliced from 3 exons.